AAAAACAUUAUAACAGUUGGUCAGUAACCAAUGGUGUACUUAUAUUACCCAACUGCUAGUAUUUUAAGUCAAAUAUGGAAAUUUCGCUUGAUAUUGAAUUUCACAGUUACAUCAAACUAGCAGAAAUGGCACGACCAAUUGCAUAUUUGACGCGCAAGGAAUCUAUAUCGUCUUGUCACCGUUUGCACAGUCCGCAUUUAAGCGACGAGGAGAACAAAGCGAUAUAUGGGAAGUGCAAUAACUUCUGGGGACAUGGACACAAUUACACUGUGGAGGUCACUGUUCGUGGUCCAGUUGAUUCCGCAGUACUCGUUGGUGUUCACGUUUAG
This is a messenger RNA of Cephus cinctus (wheat stem sawfly), 329 nucleotides long. RefSeq names its product 6-pyruvoyl tetrahydrobiopterin synthase. The transcript is spliced from 4 exons. Gene Ontology annotation, biological process: tetrahydrobiopterin biosynthetic process. NCBI's taxonomy places the organism in Eukaryota, Metazoa, Arthropoda, Insecta, Hymenoptera, Cephidae. Gene Ontology annotation, cellular component: mitochondrion. The coding region runs from base 75 to 329 and encodes 84 amino acids. The record is from RefSeq and is a predicted model, not a curated record. Gene Ontology annotation, molecular function: 6-pyruvoyltetrahydropterin synthase activity.